This is a messenger RNA of Diachasma alloeum, 1551 nucleotides long. RefSeq names its product hydroxysteroid dehydrogenase-like protein 2 (gene Hsdl2). Gene Ontology annotation, cellular component: mitochondrion. The record is from RefSeq and is a predicted model, not a curated record. Bases 162 to 1391 code for a protein of 409 amino acids. Lineage: Eukaryota; Metazoa; Arthropoda; Insecta; Hymenoptera; Braconidae. The transcript is spliced from 6 exons.
UUCGCGCAGAUGGCGGACACCGACACUGGGUGGCAUACGGCAGGGGCAAGAAUUUUUUUACAGUUAGUUUUACGGUCGGUUUUGUUGGUUUUCUCGACAGUUUUUUCAGUGAGUCGGAGGAUUACUUUGGUGAUAGGUGUGGGUCUUCGGGUGGAGUUACAAUGCUCAAAAAUACUGGAAAACUUGCUGGCAAAACCUUAUUUAUUACCGGAGCAUCUAGAGGAAUUGGCAAGAGUAUAGCGUUGAAAGCAGCCCAAGAUGGAGCAAACAUUGUCAUAUGUGCCAAGACAGCGGAGCCCCAUCCAAAAUUACCAGGCACAAUUUACACAGCAGCGAAAGAAGUGGAAGAGGCAGGGGGAAAGGCGCUGCCGUGCACCGUAGACGUACGUGACGAAGCCCAAGUGAAUGCUGCUGUGUCAGAAGCGAUUAAAAAAUUCGGUGGAAUUGACAUUGUCGUUAAUAAUGCCAGUGCAAUCUCCCUCACACCAACGCUCACAACUGAGAUGAAGAGAUAUGAUCUCAUGAACCAAAUCAACGCUAGGGGAACAUUCCUCGUAUCAAAAGCAUGCCUGCCGCAUUUAUUGAAGAGCAAGAACCCACACAUUAUCAAUCUCAGUCCUCCAUUGAAUUUAAAUCCACAAUGGUUCAAAAAUCAUCUUGCAUAUACAAUGGCAAAGUAUGGAAUGUCAUUCUGUGUUUUGGGCAUGUCGGAGGAAUUUAAAGACGAUGGAGUAGCUGUCAAUGCUCUCUGGCCAAGAACAGCUAUUCAUACCGCAGCUAUUGAGAUGUUGAGUGGAGAGGAGAGUAAGAAUUACAGCAGAAAACCGCAAAUUAUGGCUGAUGCAGCUUAUGCCAUUGUCACUAAGGAUAGCAGAAAUUUUACUGGAAAAUUUUUGAUUGAUGACGAGGUAUUGAAGGAGGAGGGGAUCACCGAUUUCACCCCGUAUGCCUGCAAUCCAGAAUACAAAGAUCAAUUGAUGUUGGACUUUUUCCUGGACAUUGAGGACCCCCAAAAAUACAUCAAACUGCAAUCUGACGAGAAGCCAAGUGGCGAUCGUAAUGUUGAAGUUGUCUUCAAAGCAAUUGAAGCCAACAUAUCUCCAGAGCUCGUAAAAAAAGUCGGCGCUAUCUACCAGUUCAACAUGACAGGGGCACAGAAGGGCACGUGGUUUCUGGAUCUGAAGAAUGGUAAUGGGGGAUUUGGUAAAGGCACCCCAAUCAGUCCAGCUGAUGCCACACUCACUAUGGAGUCGACAAAUUUCUUUGAUAUGUUCACUGGUAAAUUGAAACCAGCUACUGCAUUCCUCAUGGGAAAACUGAAGAUUGAUGGUAAUCUACAGACUGCAAUGAAACUUGAGAAACUCAUGAUCAGUCUCAAGGCUAAACUGUAAUUGGAAAUAUGGUAAAACGUUACAAUGUUUUUUAAAAAUGUUAAAAUGGUUGAAUAUUAUUUUCUACGAUCUAUAAAAUAUUGUUAAAGACCUGCAUCGAAUUUUAUAUUCAUAAUAUUUUGUAUACAAAAUUGAAUCAAUAAAAUUCUAUUUUAUAUUA